Messenger RNA from Styela clava, 1047 nucleotides. RefSeq lists its product as uncharacterized. Lineage: Eukaryota; Metazoa; Chordata; Ascidiacea; Stolidobranchia; Styelidae. The record is from RefSeq and is a predicted model, not a curated record.
AACUAAUAACAAGAUAUCAAUCAUCCCCUAAAUUUGGAUACACCCCUCCUAAAAUGAAAAGCUGAGGAACAUAUUUUUGCGUACUGAUCUCUAAAAACGGCAUUUCAUCGCAACCAUGGCUGAUAACUUUACGGCUGAUGUAUCUAGCCAAGAGAUUGAGUCCAUAGCACCACCUUGCGUGAACACUGUGGAUCUAAAUCUGAAAGAAGAGGAAUUUAAGUUGCCGCCUCUGAAGCAUUCGCCGAAUGAGAUCAGGUCGGCCCUGAAGUCUGUUCAGCAUAGAUUGGACGAAGUUGAUUCGUCGAAUAAGCUGAUCAAGCAAAAGAUCGAGUCGAUGUUGAACAAAAUCAUGUCGUACAAGAGCAGAUGGACGAUAUUUCAGGAGGAAAGAAACAAUAUUUUAAAAAAUAUUUCGGAUCCUGGAACAAAACCGAAAAUAGACACGACUGCUGAAGAUUACGAGAAGAUGACAGAAGUGAAGAAAGAUGAUUAUGAUGUCAUAGUUGGAGAUUAUAACAAAGAUAGAGACUACAAAAAGCAAUGUGACAAAACAAAGCAACCAUUGUUGAAGCUGAAAAAUGUUCGAUGACAUUUUCUCGUGAUUUUUGCAAUUUUAUUUUCUAUUUUUACAAAUAACAUUUUCGUAUUUCUUUUAAAUGUUUUUACACAUAUGCAUCUCUCCUAAAAAUAACUAUUAACUUUUUUUUAUGAAAUUUCAAAUCCAAGUCCCGGGCUUUCAACUAAAAGUAGAAAAAAUAGAUGAGCUGAAAGUCAUACUGACGCACUAUGAGCUGUGCGUAGGUUUAUUGGACACGAAAUAUACCUAUGGAUCGUUUUGCUAUUUUGUUGUUGUUGUUCUUGUUGGUAUGUUUCUUGUUAUUGUUAGAAAAUCGCUUUUCCUAUUUACUAAUGGACCAAUUGCUUCAAAAUUUUAGGUGGUUAAAGAUUGUAUUUUUUGGGCCAUGUUCACAACACGACGUAACUAAGUACUACUAUUUGGCAUGGCACAACAAUUUUUGCAUACCUUAUUCCUAACCCCCACUUGAC